UGCAUCAAGCACAAACAGUCCGUCAAUUCGGCCUUUGGCGGCACCAAACCUUUUGAGUCCCAAAUUAAUCAUGAUCAUCUUAACAGGACAAAGCUUUUCUUUACAGAGUGACGGUUACGACCUGCUCUGACAGAGACAAAUGACAUAGAAAAAAGUUACUGAUCGAAAAAGGAACGCAAUUAAUAUUUACAACAUCACGCAGUUGAAAGCUGCAAAUUUAUGAAAAAAAGAAAAAGAUUCACCUUUUCUCCCGACGAGGAAACGCCCGGAAACUCGCACUCGUGUUUACAUCAGGUUAUGUAAAUUAAACCUAGUCCAUCUGUUCUUGGGUACUUUUAGUUGUUAUCUGACAUGUAUUUAACACAGCAAGCAACAGAAACAGCAGUUCAUAAUGAAUAGAUGUUUUCUCUACCCGCAAUGCUUAGUGAUGAAACCUCCGGAAACAGCAUUUUUUCUUCCUGCGUGAAUCUGUAUCUCAAAGAAGGCCUUCAGAGCCCUGCAUUUGCAGUCAUAGUGAGCUCAGGUUAUUUUAUAACAAUUUUAAAAUCUUUAAUAAAUUCAGUCUAUUGGAUCGUGCUCUGUACAGCUUUCAAAGUCCCCCCUUCCUUCUGUCUCCUAGAUCGUGUACCCAAAUGUCCAACCUGUUUUGUUAUGACAGGAUAACACAUGGAUUUGGCUUCUUCGACAAGACACUACAACAGAUGUAAACUGAAAGAGUGUACUAACAAAUGUAAAACUGACAGAGUGUACUAACAAACGACAGCGAUCGCCGGUCAACGCAAAACUAGAAUACUUUUGUUAUUAUUCCUUUUCUUGUCUGAAACUUUCUAAGGCUUUGGCAAAUAACUUGGGAUUUUCUUUCACUCUUAAAAGUAAUGGCUAAGAGAACUGACAGCCAAGACACCACGUGGAUCUUGAAGUGACCUGCAGUAUCUGUCAAAGCUGGCGAAUUUCGAAUUUCAAACUCACUUGUGCUCCCCUCCCAGUUGCUUAGGUCACAUCACAGUGUGCAGGAAAGUGUGAGCUUGUUGCAUGCAUGCGGCUAACCAGCUAUACCCGCGAUCCCAGCUUUUUGUUUUCUUCUUUUCUAUAAAAUGCUAGGGUCAAUACGUGAACGAGGCAAUCAAACUCAUUGCUCGUGUUUCAACAGCAACAACAAUACUUCACCUGAUGGGCCCUACUUUGAGCUUUUUCUAGCUGUUUGAACUCCAAUUUGAUGUUGGAAUUGAUGUUCAGAAAUGUUACCUUGCAAAUGCGAAACUGCUUCAAGAUAGCAAAUAUUGAGUCUCGUUCAUAUGAUAGCUAGUUUCGUUGCUGGGUUUCUGUCAACUAUUUCCUUUCAUUCAUCAAUGUCAAUCGAGGGUUUGUAUUUAAAGUUUUAUUUUGGAAUUCUGCAUAGAAUGAACAUAGAAUGGUUGAAUGGCCCAGCAGGUAACCAGGAAUUUGCUUCAUUAUGUAGCUCACGAAAAUGAGACGAAUGGACUGUGAAAGAUUGUAUUUCUUUAAAGAAGACAAUUCUACUCCCUAUUACUAAAAAUAUUUUUACGACUUUACGAAUAUUAGAAUAUUACUAAGAUUAUAAGACUGGCCUUAGUUCUUUCCACAUAUGCUAUUGAUAAUUGCCUAAAUUCGUGUCCGGAAUUAAGAAACUGUUUUACAUUUUAAUAGCAAAAGAAAACUUGUAUGUGAAUUCUUGGGAGCCAAAUGAAAUCUUCUCAGCCUUUACUUGCACGAACCGUUUAAUGACCACUUCUGAAUGGUAAUAUUUAUAUUUUUAGUGUCUUAAAGAUAAAACAAAUACUUAACGAUGGUGUCCAUUUUCCAACUGAUGUUGCCCAGCAGUUGGAAUAUAACCAGCUGUCCUGAGUAGAUAAGCCAAAUUAAUGUGCAAAUUCAACAUUUCGCUUUCGGCAGCAUAUUAACAUGAAAGGCUAUCAAUGCUUUACGAAAAUGUAAAUAAUUACUUGUGAUCGUCUUUUCAGCUGUCGCGUCGAAUGGUUGUUGACCUUUUCGACAAACCUAUGUAAGAGGGAGCUCAUUGAGUAAGAUCGACGGUUUUCUUUCUAUUGAGAAAAGUGGCGUAUGAUUUCCUCCAACAAGGUUAAAACUGCCGACGGGUUACACAGACACCUGUUAUCUUCUAAUUCGUGAAAUCAGACCGAAACGAUAAAGUUUAAAAAUGAACAACACGAGCUUGGAUCUAUCUCAACAAGAUGGCAAUUCCCUCACAACUCAGGACAUUGUUUUCGCUGUAUUGCACGCGACCAUUAUCAUUCCUGGUGUUGUGGGAAACGGCAUCAUUAUAACAAUCGUGGUGAAAACCUCCUCCAUGCACACAACAACAAAUUAUCUACUCACGAACUUGGCUGUGGCUGAUUUUCUGACUUUGCUUCUCUGCCCUGGCCUGUACGACUUUGCUUUGACGAAAGUUCGUCUGCAAGGACUCACUGGCGAUUUGAUCUGCAAGCUGUUCGCGGGAAAUGCCGUAGUUCCAAUCACCAUCAACGUAGCUGUUCUUACAGUUUGCACGAUAGCGAUAGAAAGAUAUCUGGCGCUUGUGAAACCUUUUCGAUCUAAUUUGAGGAUAAAUGAAGAUAACGUUAAAUAUUGCAUAGCAUUACUAUGGAUCCUUGGCUUAUUGUCGUGCAUCCCAGAUAUCCAAGCCAAUACGUACGACAUUACAUCUUCCAAAUAUCCAUGUAAACGUCCUUGGAGUUUAGAUGAAUAUUCCCUUCACAAGCCUUUCAUCAUAUUCACCUGCGCUGGUUUUGGCAUCAUAAGCUCCCUUACACUUUUCAUUUGCUAUUUCGAAAUCAUCCGCGGUUUAUACUUCACACGAACAAUUUGCUCGGAAUCGGCCAUCACAGAAGCAGAAAGACGAGCAAAAAGGCAGCUGGCUCGCCUCGUCAUCUGGCUGGCAGUUAUCUUCGCUGCCUGCUCUCUGCCAUUUGCUAUCUACUUUCUUUUUCUUGUCUCCACCGAUAUCAAAACUGUGCAGGAAAACUACGAAACAUUAUUUGUACUGCAUAGACUUUCUCGGUUUUUACUUUUUGCAAACUCUUUUUUCAAUCCUUUAUUGUACGCUUUACAAAGUUCGAAUUAUCGUGACGGGUUUAAGAUGAUUUGUAACCUCAGGAUUCACUGUUGUAAACCGUUUGCAAAGAAUGCCGUUUAUGAUGUUAGUCUAUCUCAAGUCGGGAGGACAGUACGUUCCAGUAAUGAUGCCCAUGUUUUGAGUUAGAAAGUACUGUAACGUAAAGUAAGCUAAGAGGCAGAGAAUUCUUUCUCUACUUCGAUUUCAUUCCUUCAAGUUUAUGAUCAGUGAACUUGUUACUACGUUUUCCUCUCAAGCAAACCAAACACUUCACAGUCACAUCAAUAAAUAGUCAGUGUCCGUUUCCAGUUUAAACAUUAAACUGUGUGCGUGAGUAAAGCGUCCGUAGUUGUAUUACACGAUAUUUGCAUAAGUUGAAUUUUAAUUCAAACAAAAUAAAUAAAGCUGACAAUUGUUAAUUAUAAAAGUGUCUAGAACCCACAGCGUUGUGAAAUUUUUGCACGUAGUGUUUAUUAGUAUACUUAAACGUUGUUUCGUUUUAUUUCCACACACGGCUAAACAUCACAACAACAUUAGUCCAAAUUGUGAAUCAGUUGGAAUAAAAACGCCUUAAUUAAGGAAUCAAGUUAAGAAAGAUAGAAUUCCAAGUCAGAUUCAGCUUCUUUAGUGCAAAGCUGUUUGCGAACCAGCUAGACACGUAAAUGAUAUUUAAAUAACAACUAUCAUUCCCACCAG
Molecule: messenger RNA, 3790 nt
Organism: Orbicella faveolata
Lineage: Eukaryota; Metazoa; Cnidaria; Anthozoa; Scleractinia; Merulinidae
Product: galanin receptor type 2-like
Biological process (GO): G protein-coupled receptor signaling pathway
Cellular component (GO): plasma membrane
Molecular function (GO): G protein-coupled receptor activity
Source: RefSeq, a predicted model, not a curated record